This is a messenger RNA of Kuraishia capsulata CBS 1993, 870 nucleotides long. RefSeq lists its product as uncharacterized. Lineage: Eukaryota; Fungi; Ascomycota; Pichiomycetes; Pichiales; Pichiaceae. The coding region runs from base 1 to 870 and encodes 289 amino acids. The record is from RefSeq and is a predicted model, not a curated record. Gene Ontology annotation, cellular component: protein kinase CK2 complex; cytoplasm. The transcript has a single exon. Gene Ontology annotation, molecular function: protein kinase regulator activity.
AUGAGCAACAUGGCAGAGACGAUAAACUCCGAUUCCAGCGAGGAGCUGGAUACGUGGAUAUCGCAAUAUUGUUCGAUGUUCGGCAGAGACUGGUUCGUCGAGGUUGACCCGGAGUUUAUCGAGGACGACUUCAAUCUUACAGGGCUGAACUCAUCAGUUCCGUUCUUCAGAGAGGCCCUUGACACCAUCUUGGACUUGGAGCCCGAAACUCCCAUCAGGCAGCAGAAUCUUCCGCUUGUGGAGCAUGCUGCAGAGUUGCUGUACGGAUUGAUACACGCGAGGUACAUCCUGACUAAACAAGGCCUACAGGCGAUGGCCGAGAAAUACGAACAGAAGCAGUUUGGCGUGUGUUCGCGGUUCUACUGUGAGGGAAUGCACCUGAUACCUGUGGGGAGAUACGACCAGGCCGGAAUAGAGACAGUGAGAUUGUAUUGUCCACGUUGCUGUGACAUAUAUGUUCCGACGUCGUCGCGGUAUUUGAACAUUGACGGUGCCUUUUUUGGCACCAGUUUUGCUGGAGUUUUCGUGAAGAUGUAUCCUGAGAUUGAAGAGCAAUGCCAGCAGAGCAGGAAUCGCGUUUACGAGCUGAAGCUGUACGGUUUCAAGAUAAGCCCGCUGGCCCCCUCCGGUCCCCGAAUGGCUUGGCUGAGAAGCACGCCCCAGACUGUUGAAGAAAUCGCUGAGUACGAUGCCUGUGAGUUCGAGCUUCCCCAUGACGAGGAGGUAGACGUGGAGAUCUACGACGAUGACGAUGACGACGAUGAAGAAGACGAAGUACAGGUUUCGCGCGCCAUUAAGGUGACGCCGAAGCCGGAAUCGAAGAGGGCAGAUGAUGCCAGUGACAGCAUGAAGAGUAUUGUUAAGGAAUGA